Bolinopsis microptera is the source of this 1008-nucleotide messenger RNA. RefSeq names its product rRNA-processing protein UTP23 homolog. The record is from RefSeq and is a predicted model, not a curated record. NCBI's taxonomy places the organism in Eukaryota, Metazoa, Ctenophora, Tentaculata, Lobata, Bolinopsidae. The coding region runs from base 22 to 549 and encodes 175 amino acids. The transcript is spliced from 6 exons. Gene Ontology annotation, cellular component: nucleolus; small-subunit processome. Gene Ontology annotation, molecular function: small ribosomal subunit rRNA binding.
UAUAUAACAAAUAAUUUGAGGAUGAAAGUUAAGCGUUUGAAGCACUCUAAGCGAGUUCUGUCUUUCUACGAGAAGAACUUCUCCUUUAGAAAACCCUACAACGUGCUUGUAGACGGUACAUUCUGCCAGGCGGCGCUGAAAGGCAAGGUAGACAUUCUCCUGCAAGUGGGCAAGUACCUGGGAGGUGAGAUUAAUGUGGCUACUACCCACUGUGUGCUUAGAGAGUGCUUUCAGCUUGGACCUACUCUGUCAGGAGCACACAAGAUCCUGAAGAAGUUUAAGCGGCACAAGUGUGGUCACGAGAACGCAGCACUGGAUGCAGCCUCAUGUAUGUCUGCCAUGGUGGGAGGAGGGAAUGUGGAGCACUACAUAAUAGCUACUCAGGAUACAGAACUUAGGAAACAGCUCCGAGCUAUUACUGGAAUCCCGUUACUGUACCUCUCAGCCUGCACCCUGUUCCUUGAGUCUCCCUCAUAUGAGUCACGUGACAUUGCGAGGAGAGUUUCCUCAAACAGGACCUACUCACUGACUACGAGAAGGAAACUCUGAAGAAACUGACGGGUAUCGACCCGGAAGAAAAAACAGUGAACAGAAAGAGAAAGCGUCCGAAAGGACCAAACCCACUGUCAUGCAAGAAGAAGAAAGUCGAAGAGGGAGCGAAGAAUAAAAAGAAGAAAAAGAAGAAAACUGAGACUAGCAAGGAGACUAAGCUAACAUUAUCUAGUGAACCUCAUCAGGAGACUGUUAUAACUGCUUCAGUACCUGUUCAAGCCGUGUAAUGAAUCCUGAAGAUGAUAAUUUUUAUUUGAAGUGUGGGUUUUUUUUUCAAGAUUGGUCAAAUUAAUUUAUAUCUUUGACGACAGUUUUAACUUUUAACAGUGAAAACGUUUGACUUUUAUUCGCUGUUAAAACUUAGAUUUCUAAUUUAUUAACUCUGUAGUAGGUUUUUUGACGUUUUUACUUCGUUUGUUGGUAUUUAAGUUUAACUUAUUUAACUGUUUAUUAAAA